UUCAGCUUUUAAUACUUUCAAGCUUUAGUGAGGAAAUCGUUGAACUCUGUCCCCUCUAUAGAUAUAGAAAAAAGAAAGUAUGUGUGUUCGGGUGAUACAAGCCAAAGGUUCCCCACUUCCAUAAGGCAUGCUGAAUUUAAAAUGGAUACUUUGGAUCUUGCUAUUCAGAUUACAGGAGUCUUGUAAGGUUUGCCACGGAAGUUUUGCUUAUUGAUGUCUUACAAAACUUCAAGGCGAUGGGUUCCAGCUAUCAGCCGGCGACAACUCUUCACAUCAUUGUUUUUCUGCAGAUAAUUCAUUUGGUCACAGGCUCGUAUAAAAUUAUUCCUCCUGACAAACCUGUCACUGGCAUCAUUGGAAAAGGAGUCAUCCUUCCCUGUCAACUGAAAGUUAACAUAAUCCCUGAGAGACUUUCGGUUCAGUGGAUAUUUACUGGAAACUCCAAAAGGAUUGAUGUGACUACUUACGAUGGAAAAAACACAUACAAUCCAGUUCAUGAGGAUGAGACGUACCGGGGCAGGACAAACCUUUUUCAGUCUGAAUUUCAUAGGGGAAACCUGUCUCUUCACCUGAAAAACGUUACGCUCUUGGACAAAGGGAAAUACACCUGCAGUGUCUUUUUUGAGAACUGGUACGAUGAAGUGGUGGUUGACAUGAACGUGGCAGCUAAAGGUGAGGAGUCUUCAGUUUUCCUGGAUGGUCAUGUGGGCCAGGGCAUUGGCCUCACCUGCAAGUCACAAGGAUGGUUUCCAGAGCCAGAAGUAGUUUGGCUGAACAGCAAAGGACAGGCACGGAAGGAGGAAGUGACCACCCAAAGAACAAAGACUUCUUCAGGGGUUUUUGAUGUUGUAAGUUCCAUGAAUCUCGAACCAGGAUCUGACAAGGAAGUCUCCUGCAGAGUAGUCAAUAACCUACUCAAUGAUAUGUGUGAAUCUCGAGUCCUGAUUUCAGAUGUCUUCUUUCCUUCCACUUCACCUUGGAUGACGGCCUUCCUUGUAAUUUUAUUUCUUAUUAUCGCUGUUUCUGCUGCUAUAGUUUAUAAACUAAAAAGUAGUUUUACACAAUCCCGUAAAGCAGUAAAAUCGAGGAGGGACAUGGAAACAGGUAAAUACUCCUUGAAAACUGUGAGAAUAUCUUGAAAACAUAAAAUCAAAGACACUGCUCUAAUGCAUUUUCUUGGUCAUGAAUCUCAAAAAUAGCAGUUGUUAUUGGCAUAAAGGAUUCGAAGACAAUUGGCCACGUUGUCUUUUGUAAUUAAAAAAUAUUGACACCUUCAUAGGGAGCCUUAAAUAGAAUAAAUCACUCAGAAUAAAUCAGUCCUCUGAUGCUUGCAAGAUGCUGA
This is a messenger RNA of Calidris pugnax (ruff), 1342 nucleotides long. Its product is annotated as butyrophilin subfamily 3 member A2-like. The transcript has 7 exons. Bases 237 to 1139 code for a protein of 300 amino acids. The record is from RefSeq and is a predicted model, not a curated record. NCBI's taxonomy places the organism in Eukaryota, Metazoa, Chordata, Aves, Charadriiformes, Scolopacidae.